AACGUGUAUGUAAACGGAAGUUAUUGGUAACAAGAAACGGAUACGCGAGAGACUGUUAAGUGGCAAGCAACGCCAACGCAAAUAUCGGGUGGAGAACAAAACAAAAAAAAAAUAAGGAAUCAAGUGAAUGGUCAUGUGCGGUCUAAUUGGUGGCACGUUUUAGGAAUUAUGAGUGUUAAAUGUUAGAGUGUGCGAAUAUGAUUAUGAAAACAAACAAAAUAUUCUAAAAGCAAACAGGGUGACAAAAAGAGAAAAAUCCCUAUUUCAAAGUAAAAGGAUCUUCGGAGUUAUUUUUUUUAUAAGUUAAUGUGUUAUCUUAUCUUCCACAAUUGUUGAACAUGUCUAUAAAACAAUUCCAUGACAGAUUGGAAUAAAAUCAAUAAAAAUAUAAAAUACCCCACCCGAUAAGCCACAUACCCCCUUUUUUCAUUAAGUGGCUUAGAUUAAUAUCAUACUACACAAGUGUACGAAGACAGGACGACACGCUUGUUUGUUGAUUUAUUCGUAGUGGCCCUGCGGUGGCUGCCGACGCUAUUGCAGCACGUGUCCAAGGCAUCAAAACAAACAAUCAAUCUCUAAACAGAGUCUUCAAAGAAAAUUACAUAUAACCGCAAUGUUUUCCCUGGAAAAUUUUGAUUUAGAAGCCACCAUGGCUCGUCACUUCUUUGAGGGAUCCCAGGCCACCAAUGGUUCAUCAUCAUCAAGCUCAGAGUUUUUCUUUGGGGAUGACAAUAGCACCGAUUCCGAUGAUGAUGAUGCCUAUAGCAGUGGAUUUAACAGUGACCAGGAGAAUACCGAGAAAACCAGACGAAUACAUAAAACGCGUCGCCUAAAAUGUGCCUCUCAGGUGGCUCAACAGCGUCAAGCGGCCAAUUUAAGGGAACGCCGACGCAUGCAAUCCAUAAAUGAAGCCUUUGAGGGCCUACGUUCCCAUAUACCAACUCUGCCGUAUGAGAAACGCUUAAGUAAGGUGGACACCUUGAAAUUGGCCAUAAGUUAUAUAACAUUCUUAAGUGAAAUGGUAAAAAAGGAUAAAAACGGCAACGAACCGGGCUUGACUCUAAAGCGGAAAUAUCAAAAGGAACCACCGAAAAAGAUUAUUUUAAAGGAUCGAUCUGGCGGCAUGGCUCAUUCUUUGUCCUGGUAUCGUCGUGGCGAUCGUUAUCCUGGUAGUAAAUUAUAUGCUCGCACCUGGACCCCUGAAGAUCCCCGAUCCCAUAUAACCCAUUCGGUGGCCCAACAUUUGCAACAGCAGCAAGCUCAAGCCCCCACUACUGCCGCUCAACACUUAAAUAGUAGCAAUAACAACAACAACAAUCACCACUCUCAUCAGCGUUACAACUCACCGAAUUCCUGCAGUUCUUCUUCGGAAUCAUCCUCCUUAAACGAAUCCUCACCCACGAAUAAUGGCGGUAGUGCAGCGCGCACAUGUCACGAACUCUACAAUGAAAUGCAUCAACAAAAUGGAUUAUAAAUCUAAGGUUGGCAACUCUAUAUAAGAAAGGGGGUAAACAUAGGGAGAGUUUAAAAUUUCGACAAUAUAUUGUAGGAAAGUCAAAUUUUAACAUAACUUUGAAAAAAAUAAAAAAAAAAAUCCUAAAUUUUCUAUGGAAAAAAUUAAGAAAAAAAUGGAAGAAAUUGUAUGUGCUCUAUUAUAGUAACCUAAAAAUACAAAUUUGGUAUCCAAAUUUCGAAUGGGGUACCUAAGGGGGCCGCCCCAUCGCUAAAUCGUACCAAAUAUAUAUUUAUACCAAUCACGAUAAUAUGGGACUCAAAUGAAAGGUAUAUUAUAGUAGAACACGAAUAUGAUAUAAAUUUUCAGGGCCAUGUCACUACCACCUCCCACCCUUGGUUUUUUGGGGGUGGGGCGGUCCCAUGAACAUUAGGAAUGCCAAAAUGGCUGACUUAUAUUGACACAAAUAGGAGAAAAUGCAAACAAAGGGAAAAUUUACAUCAUCAACAAUAAGAACAGUCAAAAAUUGAAAAAAAAAAAAAAAAUGAUUUCAGAUGAUUGCUUUACAUAAUCUUAUUUGGUAAAUCCUGGGAUAAACCUUUUUCAAAGUUUCAUUUCCGAAAAUAGUUUUUAUGAAACGUUUUAAAAUUGUUAAAAUUUGAAAAAUAUACAAUUAUUUUUGUAAAAUUCUGUUAAAAAAUGUUUCUUUCCUAUAAAAUUUUGUCGAAAUUCCUGUGCUUCAUUCUACUCAAUUAUACAAUUUUAAACGGAAAACUCUCAACAACAUGUGCAAUUAAUCAAAAGAAAAAAUAAACUAUGGAAACUAGUCAUUCCUUAUGAACUAAAUAUUUGUAUACAUUUAAUUUACUAGUCAUUUAAAUUUUAAUGCAUUAUAAAAACACUAUA
Molecule: messenger RNA, 2359 nt
Organism: Stomoxys calcitrans (stable fly)
Lineage: Eukaryota; Metazoa; Arthropoda; Insecta; Diptera; Muscidae
Gene: Fer1
Product: pancreas transcription factor 1 subunit alpha
Exons: 3
Coding region: 614-1474 (286 amino acids)
Biological process (GO): developmental process; regulation of transcription by RNA polymerase II
Molecular function (GO): protein dimerization activity; DNA-binding transcription factor activity, RNA polymerase II-specific; RNA polymerase II transcription regulatory region sequence-specific DNA binding
Source: RefSeq, a predicted model, not a curated record